Bipolaris victoriae FI3 is the source of this 801-nucleotide messenger RNA. RefSeq lists its product as hypothetical. The transcript is spliced from 4 exons. The coding region runs from base 1 to 801 and encodes 266 amino acids. The record is from RefSeq and is a predicted model, not a curated record. Lineage: Eukaryota; Fungi; Ascomycota; Dothideomycetes; Pleosporales; Pleosporaceae.
AUGACUGCACUAAAUAUUACAGACGCUGAUAUUGGGGAGAAGCUGAGGGGGAAAUCAGCCAUCGUGACUGGAGGUUCCUUUGGCAUUGGUCUAGGAAUCGUUCAAUAUCUAACCAAAUGUGGCGUCAGAGUAUUAAACGGAGACAUAAAAGACCCGAGUGAGGAGGUUAAAGGAGUAGUGUUCCAGAAAACCGAUGCAGCAAGCUGGGAGGAUCAACUCGCCUUGUUCAAAAAGGGGGUCGAACUAUUCGGUCGUAUCGAUAUAGUUGUUCCUAAUGCUGGCUUCAGAAAUCGUGGUGACUAUUUAGACUAUAAAGAUUCCAUUGGGAAUCUUCUCAAGCCAGAAUUUGCCUGCUUGAAAGUUGCUUUGAUUGGGCAGAUGUACACGGUUAAACUGGACAUGCAUAAUAUGAGGAAUCAGUAUCCUCAGGGAAGUGUUAUUGUCUCCACUGUCAAAGCAUUCCUAAAUCACACGCCGACCUGGAACGUUCGGAUCAACUUAAUCGCUCCUCAUGUCACAGACACGGCUUUGCUUCGGUCUGUUCCAAAUCUAAUCCCAGGCUUGAUCCGGUUUGGUAUUCUCGUGUCAACAGUUGAAGAGACGGCCAGAGCUACAGCAUUCCUAGCCGCCAUUGAAGAUGACAACGGCUCCACAAUCAGUAUUAUGGGAAGCGAAUAUCGAGAACUGGAAAGUGGGGUUGAAAGACACAAGCGAGAUGUUAUGGGAAAUGAUCUAAGGUUUGAUAUGACUCCAGAGCAAAAGGAGGUCAUGGAAAAUAUCUUCACUCCUGUUUCAAAGUGA